This is a messenger RNA of Uncinocarpus reesii 1704, 1875 nucleotides long. RefSeq lists its product as uncharacterized. The record is from RefSeq and is a predicted model, not a curated record. Bases 1 to 1875 code for a protein of 624 amino acids. Gene Ontology annotation, biological process: protein dephosphorylation. Gene Ontology annotation, molecular function: cation binding; protein serine/threonine phosphatase activity. The transcript has 2 exons. NCBI's taxonomy places the organism in Eukaryota, Fungi, Ascomycota, Eurotiomycetes, Onygenales, Onygenaceae.
AUGAGUUCACGUCUUGUGAAACCAGCAAGAGUCCAUGCCUGGACGCUUGCUGAUAGCUAUAGCUUCAUCGCAACCUUUAUCCGCCGCCAGCAUACAGAUGCUAUCUCGGGCUCGCAGGCUCAACAUGAACUCCAGCACCCGCGGGCACCCGGUAGAACAGGCAAGCAAUCCGAGCGACGGCAUUUCCAUGACUACUUCGUGACCCAUCUGCCCGUCUCCUCUCUCCACCCGGAUUCUCGCAUAUCGUCCGGUCCGCUGCACCAUCUUCCUCGGUCGGAAUGCACUCCGCAUGACGGUCCCACAAAGGGAAUAUCGCCCGCCGCGGUGCUGUCGCCGGUAGGCGUAUCGCGUGAAACUACCGUUGUGCGCAUUCCACUCCGGAGCGCAAAGCACCACUUUGGCGCAUCCGUAUCGCGUGGAUCGCGUCCAACAAAUGAAGACACAUACCAGGCAGGCGUCAUCGAACUGCCUGCGUUUGCAAAACGGCCACCGCUAUCCCUCACAAUCGGCCGACGAUCCGAGGACGCAGUGUCGUCGAGCGCACCGGCAGAAAAUCGGGUUGCUGAAAACGCUACAGGCGAUCCCCAGGUGUUUUAUUUUGGCGUUUUUGAUGGACAUGGGGGCGUUGUGUGCAGUGAAUUUCUCAGGGAUAAACUACAUGCAUAUGUUCAAGAGGCCGCCAUGGCGUUUGAGCUGGGAUCCAGCCUUGGGAAGAAUACACAGAAACCAACACUGCCUUACAGACCUGUCCGGAACAGGGAGGCUUUUCGAGAAAGCCAACAGGCCUACAGCCACGACAGUGGCAAAUCAUCUUUUCAUUCAUCGAGCGAAGGGCACGGUGGGAACUCUAUACUCUCAGGUGACCUGCCAAUCUUACACCCCGGGAACAGAUCGGUCAUCGGUGAACUCGAGAAAUCGCUAGUCAACGACUGGAGGAAUCUGGUCGGUGGUUAUUUCAGACGGUUUAAACCAGCCCACUUUUGUUAUUUUGGGGACAACGACCUUCACUCCGAUGGGUUCAGUCCUGGGCCCCAUAAUCUCGGCUUGGACAUGCAUAUGGGUGUACCGAUUGAAGAGGUGCUAGAAUAUGCCUUUCUGAAAGCUGAUUAUGACUUUAUCAGCGAUCAAGCCUCAAAACAUGAUGACGACUCUGCUCGUGCCGAAAGGCCGUUGAAUGAGCUGGACAUUCUUCAUAACCCGGGUCGACUGAGAAAGGCAACGGUGGGAGGGUCGGCCCGUUUCAAGGGCGGGAGCACUUGCAGCAUUGCCAUGAUAUCUACGCCCACGCCAGCCCCUUUUUGGCACCCUUCAGCGCCAUCGUCAUUGGUCGUUUCGCAUGUUGGUGAUACUCGAGUUCUCUUGUGUUCUACUGCUACUGGUGGCGCAAUUCCGUUGACAACAGACCAUCAUCCUUCUUCUCCCGUUGAGAGUAACCGACUACGCCGCUAUGCCACCUCCAUGGUCACCGAUUCCUUUGGGGAGGAGCGCAUCAGCGGUUUGGCAAAUAGCCGAGCGUUUGGCGACAUUCAGUCAAAACGCAUCGGGAUCUCAGCGGAACCCGAGAUUCGACGCGUCGAGAUGGGCCCCGCGGAGUAUUCAUUUCUUGUUCUCAUGUCCGAUGGCGUAAGCGGCACUCUGUCGGAUCAGGAGAUUGUGGACAUUGUCAAGGAGGCAAAAACGCCAGACGAGGCUGCGCGUGAUGUUGUCAACUUUGCGACAGAGGUAUCGAAAGAUGGAGACAAUGCCACCUGCCUGGUGGUUCGACUCGGGGGUUGGGAGAGACGCCUUGAAGGAGGGCUGGGUAGCCUGAGCACCAAGGAGUCGAGAGACUGGCGCAGACAAGAAGCCUCUGAUCCGCGAGGGCGACGAACAUGA